Molecule: messenger RNA, 663 nt
Organism: Rhodotorula toruloides NP11
Lineage: Eukaryota; Fungi; Basidiomycota; Microbotryomycetes; Sporidiobolales; Sporidiobolaceae
Product: protein of unknown function DUF1014 family
Exons: 11
Coding region: 1-663 (220 amino acids)
Biological process (GO): transcription by RNA polymerase II
Cellular component (GO): nucleus
Molecular function (GO): transcription coactivator activity
Source: RefSeq, a predicted model, not a curated record
AUGGCUCCCAAGCAGAACGCCAAGGCCGUUGCAGGACGUGCCCGCAAGGAAGAGGCAGCGAACGCAAAGGCCGCGAAGCAGGCUGCCGACAACGAGGCGAAGGAGGCGGAGAAGUGGGAGAAGGGAGCGAAGGGCAAGUCUUCCAAGGAGGACAAGGCUGCUGCUGCAGAGGCUGCGCGAGCAAAGAAAGCCGAACGCGAGCGCCUCCUCGCCGAAGAAGAAGCCUCUUUGCCUUCCAAGCCCAAAGCUGCGCCUAAGGCAGGCGCAAAGAAGGCUGCUCCUCCAAAGGCUCCUGCGAUCCCGUCGUUCGACUCGGGGCUGUCAGACAGCGCUUCGUUCAGUGCUUCCGGUAUCGACGACGCGCUCGAUGCGCUCAGCCUCGUCAACGCAAAGAGCGACAAGGCUUCGGUCGGUUCGCAGGCUGCCAAGAUCGAGACGCACCCCGAGAGGCGCUUCAAGGCGGCGUUUGAGGCGUACAAGGAGGAGCAGCUGCCGAUUCUCAAGAAGGAGCACCCUGGCCUGCGGCUGAACCAAUACCAUGACAAGCUCUUCGAAGCCUUCAAGAAGGCUCCGCACAUGGCGCACAACGCGUCGAAGGAUGACAAGGUUGCUGCUUUGCAUGCGCAGAAGGAGCAGAUUGCAAAGAGGUUGGCGGACAAGUAA